Parnassius mnemosyne (clouded apollo) is the source of this 669-nucleotide messenger RNA. The record is from the annotation of a GenBank genome assembly. NCBI's taxonomy places the organism in Eukaryota, Metazoa, Arthropoda, Insecta, Lepidoptera, Papilionidae.
AUGGCCGGCGAGGCUGCGGGCACGUCACGUGGCCUCCGCGUCUACAAGAUCGUGGUGCUGGGAGACGGCGGUGUUGGCAAGUCGGCUGUUACACUGCAGUUUGUUAGCCAUAGUUUUCUGGACUACCAUGACCCAACCAUAGAGGACUCUUACCAACAGCAGGCAGUAAUUGAUGGAGAGCCAGCUUUGUUGGAUAUCCUGGACACAGCUGGGCAGGUUGAGUUCACAGCCAUGCGAGAGCAGUAUAUGCGUUGUGGGGAAGGUUUUGUUAUAUGCUAUUCAGUCACGGAUCGACGAUCAUUUCGUGCAGCCUCUGAGUACAGAAGGUUAUUGGCACAGGCACGGCCUUCAGAGAGACUACCCCUUGUCCUAGUUGGCAAUAAGCUGGACUUAGCACCGAGGUACAGACAAGUCACUACCGAAGAAGGGAAUGCAUUGGCUACACAACUUGGUUGCCCAUUCUUUGAGACGUCAGCCGCCUUACGACAUUUUGUUGAUGAUACCUUCCACGCUUUGGUGAGAGAGAUAAGACGUCUAGAAAGACAGAGACAGUCAUCAUUAAUGGGCACGGGUAUAUCAACAAGCGGUGGCCGGCGACGUUGGCGGCGACUGCGCAGUAUUUUCGCAUUCGUUUUCCGGCGCCGUAAACGACGUCAUUCAUCUCCGUGA